Messenger RNA from Cucurbita pepo subsp. pepo (vegetable marrow), 2203 nucleotides. RefSeq names its product P-loop containing nucleoside triphosphate hydrolases superfamily protein. The record is from RefSeq and is a predicted model, not a curated record. Gene Ontology annotation, molecular function: ATP binding; RNA helicase activity; nucleic acid binding. NCBI's taxonomy places the organism in Eukaryota, Viridiplantae, Streptophyta, Magnoliopsida, Cucurbitales, Cucurbitaceae.
UUCGGGUAAACUCAUAUUUUUACCACUUUCCAAAAUGUUGCCGUUCGUACGGAAUCGCUGACGAAAAUAAGCUGCCGUGAGAAACAUUAGGGUGAAAGUUCGCCACACUCGGAACUUAGAAGCAGCCGCCCCGUAGUGCAGUCUGAGCUCCUGCGAUCAAUAGCAGCAUCGAAGUUAUGAACGAAGGGAUGAAAACAACGACGAAGAAAAUGGUUAAAGAGGAUGAGAUUUUUGCUUCUUGUACUUUCGCCAGCCUCGGUCUGCACGCUACUUUAUGCGACGAACUCCGAGAUAAAAUGGGUUUUGAAGUUCCUACGCUUGUACAGGCUCAAGCAAUUCCGGCUAUUUUAUCUGGGCGUCAUGUUCUUGUUAAUGCGGCCACGGGCACUGGCAAAACUGUUGCGUAUUUGGUUCCCAUCAUCCAUCACUUGCAGAAGUCCGAUCGUAGGAUUCAGCGGGCCGAUGGAACUUUCUCGUUGGUUCUGGUACCAACGCGAGAGCUAUGCAUGCAGGUCUAUGAAACUCUACAGAAAUUAUUACAUCGUUAUCAUUGGAUUGUCCCUGGUUACAUAACAGGCGGGGAAAGUCGGUCGAAGGAGAAAGCCAGGUUGCGGAAAGGUAUAUCAAUUUUAGUUGCAACGCCAGGUCGGCUCUUGGAUCACCUAAAGAACACAUCAUCCUUUUUGUACUCAAAUUUGCAUUGGAUAGUGUUUGAUGAGGCAGAUAGAAUUUUCGAAUUAGGAUGUGGCAAAGAAGUUGAGGAAAUACUGGAUCAUUUGGGCUCGAGGAAGAAUAUUGUCAAUAAGGAUAAUGGCACUUCAAGUUUUGAAUUCCCGCAGCAGAAUUUGCUUUUUUCGGCCACCUUAAACGAAAAAGUAAACUGUUUUGCCAAAAUUAGUUUAGAGAAUCCCAUUAUGAUUGGUCUUGAUGCUGGCAACAAUGCCCUUGAAUUUCAACCAUCUGAACAUGGUCGAUUUUUGGGACAUGACAUAAAUGAUGAAGCCCAGCCCACAAGGAAGGAAAAGAACUUAAUUGCAGAUUAUAAAAUACCAACCCAGUUAGUUCAGAGUUACGUGCAAGCACCGUGUGCUUCUCGGUUGGCUGUGCUUUUUUCUGUUCUGAAGUAUUUGUUUGAGAGAGACUGCUUCGAGAAGACUUUGGUGCUCUUUUCAACAUGUGAUGCUGUAGAUUUCCACUACUCCCUGUUUGGUGGAUUUAAAUUCUCCUCUUCAGAAUCAGAACCGAGGUCUGAACAUUUGUUCCUUAAAUGCAAGAUUUUCCGGUUGCAUGGGAGCAUGAAGCCGGAGGAUCGGAGAACAACAUUUCAGGCCUUCAAAUCAGAGAAGCUUGCUCUUCUUCUAUCCACUGAUAUUGCUGCUAGGGGCUUAGAUUUUCCAAAUGUUAGAUGUAUUAUUCAAUAUGAUCCUCCAGGAGAGGCAAUUGAGUAUGUGCAUAGGGUUGGAAGAACAGCUCGCUUAGGUGAAAGAGGAGAUUCAUUGCUAUUCCUACAACCAACUGAAAUAGAUUAUUUGCAAGAUUUGCGGAAUCAUGGUGUAUCUCUUACUGAAUAUCCUCUUGUCAAGGUGUUGGAUAGUUUUCCGGUUCGUGGCAGGAAGCACUUUGUAGAGAAGUUCGUUUCUUUAGAAUCACAUUCCUGGAUCAUGUUCUUGCAGAGGGCAGUCGAAUCGUUUAUUGCAGCUGAGGAAUGAUGAAGUUGGCCCAGAAAGCAUUUUGCUCUUGGGUUCGUGCAUAUACUGCUCAUCGUGGUGAGUUGAAAAGAAUUUUUGUGGUGAAGAAACUUCAUUUAGGGCAUGUAGCAAAGAGCUUUGCGUUGAAGCAACAACCGUCUGUUGUUGGAAAAUCAUUCAAGAAACAGGAAAAGAAAAGGAAAAGAUAUCCAAAGCAGGAUGUCUCAUCAUCAAAAAAGAGGACUUUGUAAAUCAGUGGAAAGGGUAAGCAUGGAGGGGCUUUUAGUGAAUGUGCAACAUAACUGUUGAUUCAUUUUGUUUACUUUUCUACUUGGUAGCUAUGUUGAAUGCUGUGAUUGUGAACUGUUUAUCAUGUCUAGGUCGCGUGCAUCAAAUGCAAGGCACCUCCCAAAUUUUGAAUUAUAAUCAGUUAUGUUUAUCAUGAGUUAUGUGUAUGCAACUUGUAAACGAAUCUGGCCUAAUUGAGCGAGUAUGUGUGAUUGAGUAGGUGUACA